Molecule: messenger RNA, 2527 nt
Organism: Xenopus laevis (African clawed frog)
Lineage: Eukaryota; Metazoa; Chordata; Amphibia; Anura; Pipidae
Gene: shtn1.L
Product: shootin-1
Exons: 18
Coding region: 99-1949 (616 amino acids)
Source: RefSeq, a predicted model, not a curated record
GGUAAUUCCCGGCCCCGCCCCAUCCCCCCUCCUUUCUUCCAUUUCCGGGGCCCGAGGCCGGCACCUUCCCUGCGCCGAGAGACGGACUGGACUGAACCAUGAGCGGGAGGGGAGCGGAGCCGGAGCUGGAGCUGCUCGAGACCCUGAAGGAACAAGCCAUUGAGAAGUACGAAGAACUGAAAACCGAGAAUAUGAAAACAAAGGAUGAGUACGACAAACUGAGGAAAGAGAGAGAUGACGCUGUCAAAAAGCUGGAGGAGUUCAGUAAAAUUUCCCACAUGGUUAUUGAAGAAGUCGGUUUCAUCCAGAACAACCUGGAGGUGGAGAAGUCGUGCCGGGAGAGUGCAGAGGCGCUGGCAUCAAAGUUAAACAAAGAGAACAAGACCCUGAAAAGGAUUAGCAUGUUGUGUAUGGCCAAACUGGGCCCCGACGUCAUCACCAAGGAGAUUAAUUUAGAUGAAGAAGAACCAGCGACCGAAGCAGAAGCGGCUGUGUGCACCUCACUGGGCUGCCAACAAAGGAUAAAAGAGCUGCAAGAGCAGGUGAUAACUGGACAAGAGGAGAAGAAAUCAGUGACCCUAGAACUGGAAAACUUGCGCUCAACGCUUUUGGGUUUAAUUGAGGAGGUAAACAGCACAAAGAAAGAAAAUGUCAUGCUGGCAAAACAGGUCUUUGAACAGCGCAAACUCCUAGAUAAAUGCAACCGAGUGUCCUUAUUGGCUGUGGAAGAAUAUGAAGAGUUACAGAGCAGUUUAGACAUGGAGAAGGACUUGCGGCAGAAGGCAGAAUCGAUCGCCCAUGAGAUGUACAUUGAGCAAAACAAGCUGAAGCGACAGAGUCAGCUCCUCCUGCAGAACUGCGCCCCCGACGCCCAGUUGCUGAAAGCCCUCGAGGAGAAUUCCAGACUCACUCAUCUAUUAGAGGAGAGCAAGAUUCAGCAUCAGCUAAAGGUGAAGGAGCUGGAAGAGGAGCUGGAGGAGGCCCGGCUGAGAAAAGAAGUGCAGAGUCUGAAGAAGCAGCUGGAACUGAUAGAGGAGGAGAAAAGAGAAUUAGAGGCCAAGUGGCAGAGUUCAGAGUCAGCUGUGAAGGACCUGAAGCACUCGGUGGAUGAGCUCCAGAAACGACUACAGCAAUCCGAAAAACCAGCCCCGCCCCCACCACCACCUCCACCGCCCCCUCCUCCACCCCCACCCAAUCCUAUAAGAUCCUUAAUGUCCAUGAUUCGGAAGAAGCCCAGUGCGACGUCUAGUGCGGCCAAACGAGAACUUGCACCAGUUUCUGAGUCUGAGAACGUGGGUGAUCUGAAACGACAGGCAGUGGAAGAGAUGAUGGAUCGCAUCAAGAGAGGGGUUCCCCUGCGGCCUGUGAACUCUGCCAGCCGAAUAAAGAGUAAGCAGGGGACGGCGGGAGCAGCAGCACCCCCUGCUGUCAGUGCAGGAGACGUGGAACCUCAAGUCCCAAAGGCUUCAAACACUGCAGUGCUGGAACUGAAAGGAAUACUGGAAACUCUCAGCACUUCCGUCGGUGGAAACAGGAAACCGAAGGACAUCGCUAAUCCCUCGAACGAAUCAGAGCUGGAAAGGAUAUUACGCCGCAGAAAAGCAACAGCCGAGCAAGACGCUUCCAGCCCGGCCGGUGCACUGACCAGCCUGGAAUCCAAAUCGAUGCCCAUCCUGGGAACUGCCUCCAGCCCGUCUCUCAGAGAAGCCGAGGUGAAGUCUCUGUGCCAGAGUAACGUGGCAGAAGGGCACCUGCUUUUCCAAGGCAAGAAGGAAAGCCCAAAGGUUUCCUCUCAGUCUGCGGAGGCUCUGAGCAAUGCAGCGAGACAGGCUAAGGUAGAGGGUCCCGGCACACCCUUAGACUUGGGCCUACAGUCUGCAGAAAAAGCCGAUCCACUCCAGAGAUUACCGGCAGAAAAUGGCAGCCCGGCCAACAGCUCCAACUGCUAAUACGAAGGAAUAUUUACCCUCACUGCCUUUGCACCGAAAGAGAAGAAAAAUGUUUAUUAAAUCUUCUCUUUCAGCAAAACACCCAAGAAGCCUCAUCGACACUUCAAGCCUAAGCACAAGAUGGCUACGUAUUCUGCAUCGUGGCAACAAGCAGCGCAAGAUUCACUGCAACAAAAUCACUGUCUCGUGUUUUAAUGGCGCAUUUGUAAGAGCACAAGGAAAACAUUCCAUAGUGUGUGUGUGUGAGUGCAGUUACACGUAUAUACACGCAUUUACACGUAUAUACACACAGUUACACGUAUAUACACGCAUACUGUGUGCCUAGAUACAGGGGGGAUCAUUAUGGCUCCCAGAAUUGACAGAUUGGCACAUAGACCCUGCCUGGGUAUAAAUUAGUGAAUUCCUGCUCAUCCCGACAUGCAUGUGUAAUGGAGUGUGAAUAUAUUCAAUAGCAGCAGAGGUUUCAUUUCCCCCAAUUUUAAAUUAAAGGGGAACUAUCGCGAAAAUGUAUUAUAAGCUUCAGCAUAUUGAAAUAAGAAACUUUCUAAAUACAAUCAAUUAAAUAUUCUGUACCAUUU